This is a messenger RNA of Tarenaya hassleriana, 1288 nucleotides long. Its product is annotated as GATA transcription factor 25. Bases 200 to 1168 code for a protein of 322 amino acids. The transcript is spliced from 7 exons. Lineage: Eukaryota; Viridiplantae; Streptophyta; Magnoliopsida; Brassicales; Cleomaceae. The record is from RefSeq and is a predicted model, not a curated record. Gene Ontology annotation, molecular function: sequence-specific DNA binding; protein binding; zinc ion binding. Gene Ontology annotation, biological process: regulation of DNA-templated transcription.
GACCCCUCCCUCUCUCGCUCCUCUCCUUUUCCUCUCUGUGCCUCGCUUCGAAGAAAUCUCUUUUCUCGAGGAAAGUCUCUCUUUUUCUGCACAGUGCUUCGGAAUUAGGAUUAGGGUUAGCCUUUGUUUUUUUUUUUGUGUGUGCCCUCGUUUUUGUUCGAUCAAUGCGAAGCGAAUUGAACUGAGGUUCUACUCUCCGAUGUACGGUCCUCAUCCGCAGGCGAUGAACAACGCCAACCAGAUUGGUUCCACCGGCGCCGGUGCUUCUGCCUCAGCCGGGGAAGACGAUGGCUUCGGCUCCGCCGCGACGUCCCGUCACAUUACCUACGACGGAGGUGUCUCCAUGGACGAAAUCCCGCGCCAUGACUCCAUGUAUGUUCACGGCGGUGUCCCCGAACUGGUUCCCCAUGGCUCUGAGUUGGUUCCUCAUCGCUCCGAGAGCUCCGAUUUGAUGGUUUCUCGGCAACCGGAGGGGCCGAAUCAGCUCACACUCUCGUUCCGUGGCCAGGUUUACGUUUUCGACGCUGUUGGACCUGAUAAGGUCGACACAGUCUUGUCGUUACUGGGAGGGUGUCCGGAGCUAUCUCCAGGACCGCAGGGCAUGGAAACACCUCAGCAGAAUUUGCCUGUUCUUGAAUAUCAAAACCAAUGUAGCCUCCCACAAAGGGCACAGUCCUUGGAUAGAUUCCGGAAGAAGAGGGAUGCGAGAUGUUUCGAGAAGAAAGUAAGAUACGGUGUCCGCCAGGAAGUUGCCUUAAGAAUGCCACGUAACAAAGGCCAAUUUUCCUCCUCUAAGAAGCCUGAUAGCACCUAUAGCUCGGGCACGGAUCAAGAAUCUACACAAAACGAUGAUGGCCAUCCAAAUAUUUCGUGUACUCAUUGUGGCAUUAGCUCCAAGUGCACGCCAAUGAUGCGACGCGGCCCAUUAGGCCCCAGGACUCUUUGCAAUGCCUGUGGACUCUUUUGGUCCUACAAGGGUACGAUGAGGGAUCUCUCCAAGAAGUUUGAUGAUAAUCAAUCGCUGAUCGUAAAACAGGGCGAUGGUGAUGCCGAUACUGAUGCUGCUGCUGAUGCUAAUAACUCGAAUGCUGGAGCUGUGAUUCACGGACGCAAAACUUUGGUUUGUGUCGCGGGGGGUGAUAAUUCUAGUUUCUCAGGUGAUCAUUAGAAUUGUAGUUACAUGAAUCUAAUCUAAAAUAUCAAAGAAAAUAGUAUCAUCUUAUAUAUACUUCUUCCCACCAUAUGUAUAGAUAACCAUAUCUGUACAUCAAAUCAGUAUUUUAGAUCA